Messenger RNA from Symbiodinium pilosum, 792 nucleotides. The record is from the annotation of a GenBank genome assembly. Lineage: Eukaryota; Dinophyceae; Suessiales; Symbiodiniaceae.
AUGGCGGGGAGCUUCCUUACCACAAAGCCGGUUACCAUCAACAACAACAUCUCCCCAAAGCAUCCCCUGGUCUUCAUGCACCAGGCGAAGUCGGGGGGUACGUCCCUUCGUGCUUCGCUACACGAGGCGGCGCACCGCCUCAACCUCAAGACUUACAUCCCUUGCCAUGAUGUGGACUGCCAGGAGUACAACACCGUCGGCCAAGUGGCAGCCAUUUACGGUGGCCACUUCUGCUGGAAGUCCAUGGUGAAGGAUUUCUAUUCCCGUGGCGUGAACCAGUUCUCCUGUGUCACCAUCUUUCGCGAUCCGGUGCCCCGCGUUCUGUCCUGCUACUCGUAUCGCCUGGUCGGAAAGCUUGGAUCUGCUCCUACGUGCGUCGCUGAUGUUCCACCUGAACAGCUCAAGAGUGAGCUUCAGGGUCACGCCUGCGUUGAUGAGCCCUUCCGCAGGAUUGGCGAUUGCAACGCAGCGGGUGAGAUCGAGCAUUUCCAUACCGACCAGGAGCAUGUGCAGGGUUGGAGCCUGACACUCUCUCACCUGUCCCAGUGCGUUCCGCUGAUCAUCGAGGAGCCGGAGUCGUACAAGGUGGCAGCUGCGGCGUUCCCCCAGCUAGCAGAAGCCUUCCUGGAUCUCGGAAAGGUCAAGCUGAACAAGAAUAAGGAGUACGACGAGCACUGCCAUCCAACGCAAGCACAUCUGCGGGCCGUUCGCGCAGUCACUUCGCAAGAGUCCAGGAUCUACAAGGCCGCAAGGAAGCGCAUGUGGCAAUUGCACAGGCUCCUUGUGAAGUGA